Pseudocercospora fijiensis CIRAD86 is the source of this 2166-nucleotide messenger RNA. RefSeq lists its product as uncharacterized. Lineage: Eukaryota; Fungi; Ascomycota; Dothideomycetes; Mycosphaerellales; Mycosphaerellaceae. The transcript is spliced from 2 exons. The record is from RefSeq and is a predicted model, not a curated record. The coding region runs from base 1 to 2166 and encodes 721 amino acids.
AUGGCCACCGAGGAGAAGCGUCCGAUCACAUACAGCAAUGCCAUCACUACAUCUCCUCACGAGAAGUCACCAGUGACUUAUGCUACACCUGUUGCUGGUAUGGAAGAGGAGCUCGAGAAGGGAGAGGGAGUUGAAGGAGAAGGACUUGCUCACUGGCAACCCGGCUUCUUCGCACAAUUUCCAUGGCUGGGCAUUGGAGCUCUCGGCGGUGUCCUCGCAUGCCUGAUCGCAGCUGUCGUGGUACUUGUGUGCUCAAACCACAAGACUCAGACGAGAACGGCACAUCACCGACCAUGGCCAAAAGCUGUUGCCCCAAACGUCCUCAUCUCGAUCUUCAACAGUGUAGCAAAUAUCUGCUUCGGAAUUGCAAUCAGCAAUGGCAUUGCUAUCGCGUGGUGGCGGAGAGCGCUCAAGGGCGGCACGAUCAAGGACCUGAACAAAUCUUGGCAAUUUAGCAGCAGUGUCAAGGAGAUUGCCUUGGCGGGAAAAGCAUUCAACAUCAUUGCACUUACUGCACUUGUGACGAAGAUGACCGUGAUCGAUUCGACACUUCUCCAGAAAGCCAUUGGCACGUACACUCAGACUGAUUUAAUCGGUCUGCGUCACAACGUUACGUGGGGUUUCAUCAACGAGACCUUUCCUAGCACUGGUGCUGGAUUUAGUACAACUGAGGCCGGAGCAGGCUUGCAGCCUUGGUUCAACCAGGAUCUUCUGAUCUGGCAGGUGGGCGGAGGCGUCUUCCCAAAUCAAUUCACAACGUACGACCACGAAAAUGGGGUGAUUAAGAAUCCGGUCACCAAGAAAGUCAAGACUGCACCCUGGAUUGACAAGGCCACUAUGUACCUCAACCUUUCUGGCGCAGGCUUCGGAGUCUAUUGCGCCGAAGAAGACUACUCCACGACCGCGAUUGAUGUGUCCAAUCUGCUGUUUCCAGAAUACGACAUUGAUACUGGAGUACCGUAUACUCCAAACGCCACGAAUUUCACGCUGUUCAAUCAGCAGCUGUACGGAUUGAACUUCUCCGUUCACAUAGGAGUUGCAGGCAGCGUUCCAGAUGGGCCAGAUGCCUGGAUUAACAAUACGGACUACAUCUUGAUGGAUGUUGUCUCCAGUAAAGCGUUUGAACGAGAGCUCGACAAUUCUUCGUACGCGUGCCCUGGCACUUUGUACAAACAGACUUGCCGUCUACGACCGGCUGUCGUCAGUUAUCCUGUCCAAUUGACCCAGCGUGGGGAAGUGUCGUCCUGGACUGCCACACUCGCUACCGACCAGAACCAAACACUCUUCUACGACUACAAUCAGACUGGAAGCCAACAGAGCUACCACGACAUUGUGCGAUAUCAAGAUGUCAAGGACAUUGAAAACGGUACUCUGAUCUACACAGGCGGUGCAUCAAAGUUCGGCAACAACACUUUAGGCGGCUUGGCCUAUGGUCUUAACGCAUACCUUGGAGGUUACAGCUGGGUGAAGCGAGACACGAAUGGUAUUGGCUUUUUGCUCAAUGCCACUGGAAGCGCUCAGGGUUACCUCAACAACCUCCCUGAUGUGACCAAGUCUGCUUGCGACUUCCAGUAUGGCUGGCCUCUUAGUGGUGGCACCGAGCUUCUUGGGGAGAGUGGGGCGAGUGGACCAGCAUCUGGCAACGCCCACUCCGCCUACGUCGAUCCUGGCGUUCUUGGAAGCAUCAAUUCUAUCAUGUUCGCUCUUGCCACUGACGUAUCGAUCAUGGACUCCAACAACAAAUACGAUGCAACCUACGAUGGCUUUGACUCCCGAAUCUGGAUGGACACAAUCCACUAUCAAUCAAACUACUGCUAUAUGGCCGGUGCAAUCGCUUCGACGAUCAUCUGCAUCCUGUGUGUUCUACCUUCGUACUGGGGCUUCUGGCAACUCGGCCGCAAGGUAACCCUCGGGCCGUUCGAAAUCGCGGCCGCCUUCCGAGCACCCAACCUCAAUCAUCCUACUGCUGCGAACGCACCAGUCGACAAGCUGAUCGAGGAAGUCGGCGACAGGCGGGUUCAAUUCGGACACAUUAUUAGUGGAAGCGAUGCAGGUCGCAUUGGUGUUGCUGAGCCAGAAUUCGUUGAACGAGCGAAACCAAAGAUCGGUGUUGCUGGCGAGGAGAUCAAAGGCAGAUUUUCGCAAGCCUUUGGAAGGAAGCGAUAG